Messenger RNA from Prionailurus viverrinus (fishing cat), 972 nucleotides. It is a transcript of the gene PXT1, whose product is annotated as peroxisomal testis enriched protein 1. NCBI's taxonomy places the organism in Eukaryota, Metazoa, Chordata, Mammalia, Carnivora, Felidae. Gene Ontology annotation, biological process: positive regulation of apoptotic process. Gene Ontology annotation, cellular component: nucleus; peroxisome. The record is from RefSeq and is a predicted model, not a curated record.
AUGGGAUUUGCUGGUGUUUUCAGAGAAAAACAUGAUGCCAUUGUUUGUGAACCUAAAGAACUUCUGAAUCCCUCUCCCAAAGUAACAAAUUGUUGCAAAUCCCUGUUGAAAUACAGUUUUCAGAAGGAGUACAUGACCCGACUUGUUAGCUCCCAGCCAGUUUCAGCCAUGUCAAGAAGCCCAGAUCACAAUCUGCCUUCUCAGCCCAAGGAGAGUAGCAUUGGCCAGAACCAUCACCAGGAGGAAAUAAUCCACAAGUUGGCCAUGCAGUUAAGAAACAUUGGGGACAGCAUCGAUCGUGGGAUGGUUCAAGAGGAUCUUCUUCAGCAGGAAGUCAGGGAGGCACUGGCUCAUUGUGUCUUGGUUUUCUUUGGAGGAGUUCACGCACUGCAGCACUUUCUCUGGAAUAUCCGUUGGAUGUGAAAGAAAUGUAAAUGCCACCUUCUAACCUCUGAGAAAACAAGAAUCCCACUGGGGCAGAUGGAAGCAGACCCUUCUCUGUCUCCCUCUCUUUUUACUCAUCACUGUUGGUUCACGCCCGGUUUCUUGGAGGACUGCAGACUCACUGGCCGUUUGUCCGUUCAGAGCCACCUGCCGCGAGACGUCUGUGACUGCCUCCCCGGUAAAGCCCCAGGGGGCCUUGCCACUUAGAAUUCUACCACCAGUGCUGUGGACGGUCCCCGGUGCUCUUUGUAAAGCAACCUGAAGCAUUUUCUUUCAUGAGUGGAAUUGAACCUUGUUCUCAAAGCAGAGGUCACGGAAAUGGGUGCUUUCUCCUGGCCCUUCCCUGGGUGCUGGGCCCUCCAGCAACCUGCUGGCCCCACCCUUGUUGCCUGUGUCCAGACCUGCAGUGCCCUGUUCUUAGACCUCUCCGUCUACCUCACCUUCCUUCUCUUCUCCCCCUUUUGGGAGCAUUAAGAAAGUUUCUGGUUAUAAAUUAUAAGUUCUAUAUAUACAUUUUGAGUUCUUUGU